Messenger RNA from Tarenaya hassleriana, 1116 nucleotides. RefSeq names its product E3 ubiquitin-protein ligase RNF185-like. Gene Ontology annotation, biological process: ubiquitin-dependent protein catabolic process. Gene Ontology annotation, cellular component: endoplasmic reticulum. Gene Ontology annotation, molecular function: ubiquitin protein ligase activity; ubiquitin-like protein conjugating enzyme binding. The transcript is spliced from 3 exons. The record is from RefSeq and is a predicted model, not a curated record. The coding region runs from base 203 to 898 and encodes 231 amino acids. Lineage: Eukaryota; Viridiplantae; Streptophyta; Magnoliopsida; Brassicales; Cleomaceae.
CAGAGUUUGGAUUCUGGAACUUUCCUUCGGCUUGAAGGGUACAAAUUUUUACGGCCGUACGACUCUUUGACUUCGUCUAUUGUUCCCUUCGAUUUUCUAAGAUUUAGGGUUCUUCCUGCGUUUCCCCGGGGUUAGGAGCGUCCAAUCGAUUUGUUUCGCAUAAGAGGGAAUUUGAAAUUUGAUGUUCUCAUAAGAUCAAGAGAUGGUGAAUGGAGAGUCCACAAGCAUACCUUCCGAGAGCUCGUCUUGCUCGAGUAAUAACACAAACGAUCAGGGAGGCUUUGAGUGUAACAUCUGCUUCGAAUUAGCUCAAGACCCCAUUAUCACUCUCUGUGGCCACCUCUUCUGCUGGCCGUGCCUCUACCGUUGGCUUCACCAUCACUCGCAUUCCCAGGAAUGCCCAGUUUGCAAAGCCCUAGUCCAAGAGGAUAAACUCGUCCCCCUCUAUGGAAGAGGUAAAAACCAGACUGACCCGAGAUCGAAAUCAUACCCGGGCAUGCAAAUUCCAAGCAGACCGACUGGUCAAAGACCAGAAACAGCUCCCCCUCCUCCUCCUCGACAUGAGCCGAAUAGCUUUUUCGGUGCUGGGAUUGGCUCGAUGGGCGGGUUUAUGCCCAUGGCAAGCACCAGUAUAGGGAAUUUUACCAUGGGGAUUGGAGGGUUGUGGCCAUCUUUAUUCAACUUCCAGUUCCACGGAUUUCCCGAUGCCACUUUCUUUGGCUCAACAAUGGGGCACCCUUUCGGUGGUUUCCACAAUGACUUCCAUGGCGGCCAUGCUCAUGGAUUUCCCAGCCGUAAUAACCCAAUGGCAAAUGGUGGACAUCAGGCAGAUGCAGCUCUCAAGAAUCUGUUCAUAAUAAUUGGUGUCUGCGUACUAAUCGCUUUGCUGUCCUGGUAAUCAGAUUUCUCAUUCCAUCAGCCUGUAAAUGUGUUCUACUGUUUAUAGUUGAGUCAGUGGAUGUUUUCUUUAUAUCUUUCAAACAGGUAUCUCUAUCUAUAAGCUGUUCUGCAACUCUCGUUUUCAUGAUUUUCAUGUCAUUUUUUUUUUCUAUCUUCAUUAAUAAUCAGUUGUUACAUAUCGUGGUUUAGUGUAUGUCAUAUGGAUAUUGAUUAUUA